Molecule: messenger RNA, 441 nt
Organism: Alligator sinensis (Chinese alligator)
Lineage: Eukaryota; Metazoa; Chordata; Crocodylia; Alligatoridae
Product: late histone H2A.2.2-like
Exons: 1
Coding region: 1-441 (146 amino acids)
Cellular component (GO): nucleosome
Molecular function (GO): structural constituent of chromatin; protein heterodimerization activity; DNA binding
Source: RefSeq, a predicted model, not a curated record
AUGUCCCGGCAGGACACGGCCAGCGAGACGUCCCAGGCGCAGGCCACGUCCCGGGCGUCCCCGCAGCAGCUGCACUUCCCCGUGGACCAGCUCGAGCGCAUGCUGCGGCAGAAACUGCGCAUCAAGCGCAUCAAAGGCGAAGCCUUGGUUUACCUGGCUGCCGUGACCCAGUACCUGACGGCCCAGAUCCUGGCCUGGGCCGGGAAGGCCGCGCGAGGCAGCCCGGACGGAGUCAUCGCCCUGCGGCACCUGCAGCUGGCCGCCCUGCAGAGCAAGGACCUCCGCAAACUGCUGCUGGGCAGCGAGACCGUCUUCCCUGGCGGGGUCCUGCCCGGCACCCGGGCCCUGCUGCUGCGCGCCAACCCGGCCGUGCUGCCGGAGCAGGGCUCCCAGCCCGCCACCGGGUCAGGACCGGGGGGCCGUGCCUCACAGGAGACGUAG